AUGUCGAGGCGCAAGCAGGCGAAACCCCAACACAUCAACUCCGAGGAGGACCUGGGGGAACAGCAGCUGCAGCAGCCGACCCCAGAGCUUGCAGAUGCGGCCCCAGAGGCACGGGCGGAGGGGGAGCCGGGUGCUGUGAUGAACCACCCCGGGCAGGAAGAUGAAGUCAAAGGGAAUGAAGCAACAGUCAAGCGGUUUCGCCGUGAGGACACCCACGUGUGUGACAAGUGCUGCGCAGAGUUCUUUAGCAUCUCCGAAUUCUUAGAACAUAAGAAAAAUUGCACUAAACACCCACCUGUGCUCAUCAUGAAUGUCGGCGAGGGGUCGGUACCUUCUGAAGACUUCUCCGGGACUGUGCUGAGCCACCAGCCACUUAGUCCAAGCAUUAAGGACAGUCACAUGGAGAACAGUGGCAGUUCAGGGGACCUGAAAGAGAAGCCGAGGUCGGAGUCUGUAGUUUACAUAAAGACAGAGACCGCCUUGCCACCCACUCCGCAGGACAUAAGCUACUUACCCAAAGGCAAAGUCGCCAACACUAAUGUGACUUUACAAGCACUACGGGGCACCAAAGUGGCAGUGAAUCAACGGAGUGCGGAAACACUGCCGGCCCCCCUGCCCGGUGCCAACAGUAUCCCGUGGGUCCUCGAACAGAUCCUGUGUCUGCAACAGCAACAGCUCCAGCAGAUUCAACUCAUGGAGCAGAUCCGCAUCCAGGUGAACAUGUGGGCCUCCCACGCCCUCCACUCUGGUGUGGGGGGCACCGACACCCUGAAGACGUUAGGCAGCCACGUGUCCCAGCAAGUUUCUGCCGCUGUGGCUUUGCUCAGCCAGAAAGCUGGAGGUCAGCCUCUGUCUCUGGAUUCUUUGAAACAAGCCAAGCUACCUCACGCCAACGUGCCAUCCACCACCAGCUCAGUCCCCCAGGCACUCACACCCUUUGCCCUGAAGCCCGAUGGCACGAGGGGGCUCCCCAACGUCAUGUCACGCCUUCCAAGUGCUUUGCUACCUCAGGCUUCAGGCUCUGUGCUCUUCCCGAGCCCUUUCUCCACGGUGGCAUUGGACCCGUCCAAGAAAGGGAAAGGGAAGCCACCAAACAUCUCUGCAGUGGAUAUCAAACCUAAAGACGAGGCUAUCCUCUACAAACACAAGUGUAAGUACUGUAGCAAGGUUUUUGGGACCGAUAGCUCCUUGCAGAUCCACCUGCGCUCCCAUACUGGAGAGAGACCCUUCGUGUGCUCAGUCUGUGGCCAUCGGUUCACCACCAAGGGCAACCUCAAGGUGCACUUUCAUCGACACCCCCAGGUGAAGGCAAACCCCCAACUAUUUGCUGAGUUCCAGGAUAAAAUGGCUUCAGGCAAUGGGAUUCCCUAUGCAGUCCCUGUCCUUGUAGAUGAAUCCAACGACUCCCUAGACAGCAAACCUAUCCUUGUACCAGGGACCCCCUCUGCAGGGCUACCUCAAACUCUGUCUUCAGGGAGUAACCCCAAGGACCUCGUGGGCGGCCCAUUGCCCAUUGACUUACAGCCUGGACCUUCUCCAGAAAGUGAGGGUGGAACCACACUCUCUGGGGUAGGACCCAACCAUAAUUCCCCUAGGGUUGGUGGCUUCCCAGGGAGCGGGACUCCCGAGUCAGGGUCAGAGACCCUGAAAUUGCAACAGUUGGUGGAGAAUAUCGACAAGGCCACCUCCGAUCCCAAUGAAUGUCUCAUUUGCCACCGUGUCUUAAGUUGCCAAAGUUCCCUCAAAAUGCAUUAUCGCACCCACACUGGGGAGAGACCCUUCCAGUGUAAGAUCUGUGGUCGAGCCUUCUCCACCAAAGGCAAUCUGAAGACACACCUUGGGGUUCACCGAACCAACACAGCGAUCAAGACACAGCAUUCCUGUCCCAUCUGCCAGAAGAAAUUUACCAAUGCCGUCAUGUUGCAGCAACAUAUCCGAAUGCACAUGGGCGGUCAGAUUCCCAACACACCUCUGCCUGAGAACCCAUGUGACUUUUCAGGUACCGAGCCAAUGGUGGUCGGUGACAAUGGCAGCACCAGUGCCAUUUGCCUGGAUGACAUGGAAAGCAUUGAUGUAGAUGAAGUCAGCUCUCAGGAUGCUCCCAGUAGUUCAUCCAAGUUCGCCAUGUCUCUUCCCAAAAUUCACUCAUCAUCACCAACACUAGGGUUCUCCAUGAUAGCUGCCCUAGAUGCCCCAGGGAAAGUGGGUCAUGGUCCACUUGGCCUGCAGCGGCAGAGCAGCCGGGAGAACAGCUCAGUGGAGAGCGAUGGCCUGACCAAUGACUCCUCUUCCAUGAUGGAAGACCAGGAAUACCAGAGCCGAAGUCCCGAAGCUGUAGAAACCAUAUCCUUACAAGCACUCUCUCCGGCCAACAGCCAAGCAGAAAGUCUUAAGUCCAAGUCUCCUGAUGCUUCUGGCAAAGCCGAGGGUGCCGAGAACAGCCGCACCGAGACGGAAGGUCGGAGCAGUCUCCCACCAACGUUUAUCCGGACCCAACCAAGCUAUGUCAAAGUUGAAGUUCCUGGUGCGUAUGUUGGACCCUCGACCCUGUCCCCGGGCAUGACACCCUUGCUAGCGGUCCAACCACGCCGGCAAUCCAAGCACCAUGGCUGCACACGCUGCGGCAAGAAUUUCUCAUCCGCCAGUGCGCUUCAGAUUCAUGAGCGCACGCACACCGGGGAGAAGCCUUUCGUGUGCAACAUAUGUGGGCGUGCUUUUACCACCAAAGGCAACUUGAAGGUUCACUACAUGACCCACGGAGCAAACAACAACUCUGCCCGCCGUGGAAGGAAGCUGGCCAUCGAGAACACCAUGGCUCUAUUGAGUUCCGAUGGAAAGAGGGUCCCUGAAAUGUUUCCCAAGGAAAUCCGGGCCCCUGCCAUGAACGUGGACCCUGUCGUGUGGAAUCAGUAUACUGCCAUGCUCAAUGGUGGGCUGGCCCUGAAGACUAAUGAAAUUUCGGUGAUCCAGAGUGGUGGUAUCCCUCCCCUCCCGGUGUCCCUGGGGACCAGCUCGGUUGGGAAUAACAGUACCUCAUCCAAGGUGGAUGGCUCCCAUUCCGGUAUCAGUGCCGAUGUGGAGAAACCAAGUACUACCACUGACAGUGUCCCCAAGCCCCAGUUCCCACGCUUCUUAGAAGAAAACAAGAUUGCGGUCAGCUAG
Chrysochloris asiatica (Cape golden mole) is the source of this 3162-nucleotide messenger RNA. RefSeq names its product spalt-like transcription factor 4 (gene SALL4). Gene Ontology annotation, biological process: regulation of transcription by RNA polymerase II. Gene Ontology annotation, cellular component: nucleus. Gene Ontology annotation, molecular function: RNA polymerase II cis-regulatory region sequence-specific DNA binding; DNA-binding transcription factor activity, RNA polymerase II-specific. Bases 1 to 3162 code for a protein of 1053 amino acids. The transcript has 4 exons. The record is from RefSeq and is a predicted model, not a curated record. NCBI's taxonomy places the organism in Eukaryota, Metazoa, Chordata, Mammalia, Afrosoricida, Chrysochloridae.